UCUUCGACGCGAACGCGACACCUACUCGCGCGCUCAUGUCAAGCGUUCACAAGAACGGAACAGAAUCGUGUCCGGCGUCCUGGCGUUUAUAAUGGCUGCCAGGAGAAGAAAACAGGACGAGCACACACACAGCAAAUAAAACUCGACGUGCCCAGGUGAGGAAGAGGAUGGUGAGCAGUCAGGCCAAGUACGAGCUGAUUCAAGAGGUGGGCCGGGGCAGUUACGGUGUGGUGUACGAGGCAGCCAUACGGCAGACAGGUGCCCGUGUGGCUGUGAAGAAGAUCCGCUGUCACUCGCCGGAGAACGUUGAGCUGGCCCUGAGGGAGUUCUGGGCUCUGAGCAGCAUCCAGAGCCAGCAUCCCAAUGUCAUCCACCUGGAGGAAUGUGUCCUUCAGAGAGACGCUCUCGCUCAGAGGAUGAGCCACGGCUCGAGCUCUUCACUCUAUCUGGAGCUGGUGGAGACCUCGCUGAAAGGGGAGAUAACGUUUGACCCCCGCUUCGCCUACUACCUGUGGUUCGUCAUGGAUUUCUGCGACGGCGGAGACAUGAAUGCCUACCUCCUGUCACGCAAACCCAGCCGCAAGACCAACACCAGCUUCAUGCUGCAGCUUGGCAGCGCUCUGGCCUUCCUGCACCGCAACCAGAUCAUCCACCGAGACCUCAAACCAGACAACAUUCUCAUCUCGCAAGGCCGCAACCCAGCCGGCUCCCCCGAACCCACGCUGAAGGUGGCUGACUUUGGCCUCAGCAAGGUCUGCUCCGCUUCGGGCCUGAACCCAGAGGAGCCGGCCAGCGUUAACAGGUGUUUCUUAUCCACCGCUUGUGGGACGGACUUCUACAUGGCCCCGGAGGUGUGGGAGGGCCACUACACGGCCAAGGCGGACAUUUUUGCUUUGGGCGUGAUCAUAUGGGCCAUGGUGGAACGGAUAACUUUUGUUGACGUGGAGACGCAGAAGGAGCUGUUGGGAAGCUACGUGCAGCAGGGUGAGGAUAUCGUGCCAUUGGGCGAGGCUCUGCUGGAAAACCCCAAGAUGGAGCUGCACAUACCUGCGCGAAAGAAGAGCAUGAACGCCAGCAUGAAGCAGUUGAUUCGAGAGAUGCUGUCGGCCAAUCCGCAGGAGCGACCCGACGCCGUCGAGCUGGAGCUGAGGCUCGUUCGGAUCGCGUGCAGGGAACUCGACUGGGACACGUGAGAUGGAUAGAGACGGGGUGAACUUUAAUGUAUCUUCUGCCAUCUUGUUUGUGGUUAGAUAUGGGUUUUUCAGGGCUCGUCCUUGGUCCUUUCAAUAUUGUUUUAAAGGUUCAUUAGAAAAGUUUAAUUUCACCUGUUCAUAAGCACACUGCCAUCUGAACGUCACACGUGUGAGGAAGCCGCAUUGAUCCAGAUCAUAAGUACAGGUCCACAGAACCUUCAUCUCAUUUUGUUCUCACUUCACUCCUGGUGCUAAUUCAGUUUUUAAUGCAAUGUGGAAAUACUGGCCUCUUCCACAGCCAUCUCCAUAUUUACAUCAUCAGUUUUAACAGGUUUUCUACAACAUGAUCAAUAUCCGUUUUUCUGCACUCUGCUCUCAAAAGGGCUUCAGGGAGCUGUAUUUGUAUCAGUCCAAUCGAAACCAAUGUUUUUUCGUCUUUUCUAAAAAGUACUUGAAAAGGCAAUAGUUUAUAGCUGAUAUCUCAAAAGUGGUGCGGUUAACUUUCUCAAUGUGAAAACAAGAAACUUUAAAUGCAUGUUUAUCAGAUCCGUAAGGAAACAUCAUACUGCCAUUAUGGUUGUUUUCUAUUGGGGACAUCUGGCGCUAACAAAACCUGCGCGCACAUGUAAAAAAUGCAUAUUAGCAUGAGUUCUCCAGAUAGCUCUUGACUAAUGCAGUAUAAAAAUCUAACAGUGAUGCCCUGAGUUCACUUACAUAAUGCUGUUCAGGAUACAAGCUUCAGGCAGCAGAUUUAAUGACGUGAACUGGAACCAUACACACAGCCCGCUGAUCCCGGAAAAUUGCCCCAAAAUUGCCAGACUGCCUUCUGUGUGAACGCAAACGCAUUCCAGAUAGAUCUGAAAAAUGAUUCCGGAAAGGGGACCUAGUCACAUUAACGGGAUCAGGCCCGGAAAGCCCCCUGUGUGAAUGAAAGGCAGGAGCAAUGCCUUUAGGGGUGUGUCGUAGUGCUGACGCACGCUUCAUUACAAUGACGUAGCUAUCAUGCGACUGUUUGAGCGGGGGUUUAAAAACCAGAAAGCACUUCAAUAUACUCAACAUUAAACAAAAAAGCAACAAAGUUUCCAUAUCAACAUCUUACCUCAGAUCAGCUGCCUUGUUGUUCAACACAAUGUAAACACUUACGCUGUUGUAGCGCUUCACAACCGCUUUCUUUUCUGACGCGCAUAUUAUACGUCACGUCAAGAUCGUGUCACGUGUCUUUACGGGAUCUUUACAGGAUCUGUGUGAACGCACCCACAGAUUCCAGAAAAUCACUGAAUAAACAAAAUCGAAUGAUCCCGGGACAAAUUACGGAACUCAUUUUCCGUGUAUUUUUUCAGGUUCUCUGUGUGAAAAGGGCCUAUGAAACAGGUGUCUUUUAACAUGUUUAAAACACAAUUAAUAUAAUUUUCCUUAUAUUGGUACAUGUUCAGUUUUUGGAAUAUUGUAUUUAAUAAUUUGGCAUUUUGACAGUGCUUUUGAUAUAACUAAUCCAUAAAAAAAUGUGCAUGUUAAAAAAAUAAAUACGACCUCACGUUGUGUCACAUUUCCACACUGCCUCUAAAAUUUUCCUCCCUCGAUAAAAAAAUCUCUGGGAGUCUUAUGGGGAAAAACAACAAAUGACGCUUUCAAAAAAUUCGGACUGAGGGUGCAAAGACUUUUUCAGUAAAAUACUUUGUAAGUUAAUCAUAUAUAUUAUAAAGUCAACUUCAUAAAACAUUGAUAAAGAAAUGUAGCAUUUAAGCACAACCUUAACCAGGAUUUUCAAAAUCACAAGAAACCUAAAUUCUUGAAUGCCUAAUAAAUCGCCUGUUUUAGAGAAUGGCCAUUACGCUCAAGCCGACUGAAUCCUGAAGAGCUGCUCAAACACACACUUUGUAGACUUCACAGUACGUCCGGCAAAACGUGACAAUGAACGAUGAUCCUCGACUGAAUGCUUGAAACUGCCUGCCUUGAAUAAAAACACUAAACCUUAUAUAUUAGCAUGGACAGAGAGACGAGUCCUCCUGAUGUAUGUGACACCUCUCAGCGGUCAGGAAGUGUGACGGGAGAAAUGAAGGGAUAGAUGCACACAUCACACACGAUUACAAGCCUCUGUGACAGCAGCACGCUGAAUUUCAGCUCCGCUACAAUACGGCAUUUUUGCAAGAAAUCACCUAAAGGUGAAUGUUACUGGUAAUCCUUUCAGCCACGCUCAUGACAGACCAGUGCUAAGCUUGUUUGGUUAGGUAGAGAGGGAGACUCUCACAUUAUAAACAACAUUCAGGUGGAGGUCUUGUAUCCUUUUUUAGGCAGCUGAGACACGGACGCUUGUGGUGCUGGAGUUCUUCUGUUCUGUGAUAAACGGAUGCUUUAGUGUUUAACAGGAACCACUGCAUCUGUCAGUCUUUUAGACCGAAAACCAGAACCAACAAACAUUGUAUUUGGAGCAAUGACUUAAAUCUCUUUCAUUUUUCUUUUGUGGAAGCGUCUGCGGAAAAUCCCAUAAUCCAUUUUAUCGCAACAAUAAAAGGAUAAUUAUUCUCAGCAGCAUCACUCCCAGAUCAGUUUGAUCUGCCUUUAUGUUGAGAUAAGCAUCAUUUAUGGCUUGUUUUCUAUAUCCUGUUGCCCUUGCCAGCACUUGGUUUUCUGAACAAAAGGUCUGAGCAAACACAGCUGUGUGAUGCAGAAGUGUCUGUCACAGUUGAUAAAUUGAAGUAUAGAUCCCUGUGAAGCCGACAUGCAGAUGAUUGCCACUGGAUAGAUUGCAAGAUCAUCCAAUAAAACCACUGAAGAUGUGUGAUGUCGUGCUCACAUCAGACGUUUCGAUCUUUUGAAUUUGUCAUGUGAUGUCACACCUUUCAUUGCAAAGACAGCGUGUAUGAACAUUUAUAUAUUUAUACCCUGAUAUCGAAAUAAGUCGUGCAUAUUUUAGGAGGUGGCUAACCAACAUCUUACCUCACCCCAAACCCUAAAAUCACAGACGAAAAGGCUAAUUUAGCUAAAAAUGUGAGUUUCACGAGUUGGCCAAACACUGAUAAAUGGCGUCCCUAAACCUCACGUCUAUUUGACGUCUGCAUUUACAUCUGAGAGACACCUGCAAUACAUAGUUUGCUCAUCUGCAAUACGUCUCGGAGAUGUCUGCUUGUCAGACGUCAUAAAGAGAUCUAGAAGAUGUCUGUAAGAUGUUUAUGAUUUAGAAUGGAUGUAAAACUGCUUUCCAAGAUGUUUAGCAGAUGUUUUCCAGAUCUUUUGCAGACGGAUUACAGACUUAAUUCUUGUGAGACUGUGUUGGACAGCGAGCUCAUGUGAAGACGUUUUGUAUUUCGGCUUGUUCCAGUGUUCAAGUUUGUUCAAGUCUGACUAGUGAAUUUGAAUCACAUGAAGCUGUGUGACCAAUAGAACACCUGAUGUUAGCAAAAACCUGGUGCAAGAAAAUAAAAUGAGCACAUGGAUACAUGCACACGCAGCGAUUAUUUACACACUCGAUGGAAACCUUGCCUUCAGCAGCAAAGGUGUUGAAACGUAUGAAAUCUGACUUAAAGACAACUGCAGACGGGUGUAAAACAUUUCACAGAUGAUGUAUGUAAAGUAAAGUCUUCUCUCUUUGUUUCUUCAUAAUAAAAUGGUAAUUAAACAAUAAUUAGCUGAAUCUGACGUUAUUUCUCUUUGCUUGUCUGUAGAUAGUGUACAUGAGGAUUUCCGUGUGUGCUGUUUGAACGACGGGUGAUUUUGUCAGGUGGACUGACUGUUUUUCAGUUGUUGUCAUGUUGUGUGCUGACAUUCUGUGUGUUUGUGGAUGUCCGUGUCAUUUCAGAGUGUAAUACUGUUAUGAUCUUUUGAUCUAUGGAGUGUGUUGAAUUUGGGAGCACCGCUGUAUUUCAGUUUUGGUGUUUGACAAAAGCACUUCUUAUCAGCUCCACAUCAUCUGCUGAAACACACUGUGACUUUUUACUUUGACCUUUUGUGUUAUUGUCAAUGUCACGUCAUUUUGAGAUAAACUUCAUGACCGGUGAGUGUGUAAUUUAUUGUUGGGAUUGACUUAAUAAAACUUGCACUUGAAUCAUGUUUUCUAUUAAAGCAUUUUUAUUACAUUU
This is a messenger RNA of Triplophysa dalaica, 5269 nucleotides long. It is a transcript of the gene pdik1l, whose product is annotated as PDLIM1 interacting kinase 1 like. The record is from RefSeq and is a predicted model, not a curated record. The transcript is spliced from 3 exons. Gene Ontology annotation, cellular component: autophagosome; cytoplasm. Gene Ontology annotation, molecular function: protein serine/threonine kinase activity; ATP binding. Gene Ontology annotation, biological process: axon extension; peptidyl-serine phosphorylation; autophagy. Bases 168 to 1193 code for a protein of 341 amino acids. Lineage: Eukaryota; Metazoa; Chordata; Actinopteri; Cypriniformes; Nemacheilidae.